AAGUCAACGGUCGCGACAAAUCAACAACCGCGUGAAGAAGAAUCGUACUGGUCAUCUCUGUUUUCCACAGACGGCAACUUUGUUUCUCUCCGGAGACGUAAAGCAAAGCUUUUAGCCAAUCCAGUUAUGACGUCUGCCGGAAAAGAAGUUUCUUUCAAGUUGUCAGAUCAUUGCCUUCUUAAGAUCGUCAAAGGCGACAUCACCGGUUGGUCCGUCGAUGGCUCCUCUGACGCUAUUGUUAAUCCGGCAAAUGAGCGUAUGCUAGGUGGUAAUGGUGCAGAUGGAGCCAUUCAUGACGCUGCUGGGCCACAGCUGAGAACAGCAUGCUAUGAUGUCCCAGAAGUUCUUCCCGGAGUCCGUUGUCCCACCGGAGAAGCAAGAAUUACGCCGGGUUUCAGCUUGCCUGCAUCUCAUGUGGUUCACACUGUUGGACCUGUUUAUAAUGCCGAGAAGAAUCCUAAGAAGCUCCUGGAAAGUGCUUACAGGAACAGUCUGAGAGUGGCUAAGGAAAACAACAUUCAGUACAUUGCAUUUACUGCGAUAUCUUGUGGUAUUUUCAGGUAUCCUUUGGUUGAAGCUGCUUCGAUAGCUAUUUCCACGGUUAAGCAGUUUGCUAAAGAUUUUAAAGAGGUGCAUUUUGUUAUGUUUAGCGACGAGACGUACACAAUGUGGGUGAACAAGGCAAAGGAUUUGCCACCUCCACCUCCGAGGACAUCCAAAACAGGAUUUUUCAGUAAACUCAACUGUUUUAAUUAAAUAGUUUUGGUAUUUAUGCACCCCGGCAAAAAAGAAAAGGCCAUUGUCUUGUGUAUUUGUAUUCUUUCACAACAAGGACAAGCUUUGAGAGAAACGUGUUUGAUCUUUUAUGAAAAUCUUUCAUUGAGUGC
Eutrema salsugineum is the source of this 887-nucleotide messenger RNA. RefSeq names its product macro domain-containing protein VPA0103-like. NCBI's taxonomy places the organism in Eukaryota, Viridiplantae, Streptophyta, Magnoliopsida, Brassicales, Brassicaceae. The record is from RefSeq and is a predicted model, not a curated record. The coding region runs from base 127 to 756 and encodes 209 amino acids. The transcript is spliced from 7 exons.